AAUGACGAAGAAGAAAUUAUUAUGGAUUUGAAACGAGUACACUUUGAAAUUUAUUCGGCAUCUGGACUUAAUCCUAAUCUAACUAAGCCAUUUCAACAAUCUUUGUGCAAAACUACUAAAAUGAAUUUGCUAUUACAUAUCAAUGCUAUGAAGCAAAAUUCCACAAUUGGUGGACGUCAGAAUAUUUAUAAAGCUUCUCAUGAAGAUGAGGAAGAAAAUUAUUCUGAGGAUACUUCUGGUGUACUGAUUGUUAAAAACUACUAUAUAACUGCAACACAUGUUAAUAUCAAUUAA
Dentiscutata erythropus is the source of this 294-nucleotide messenger RNA. The record is from the annotation of a GenBank genome assembly. NCBI's taxonomy places the organism in Eukaryota, Fungi, Glomeromycota, Glomeromycetes, Diversisporales, Gigasporaceae.